AUGAGGUCGUGUGGGGCCGCAGUGUUGAUCUACACUCUUCUCGCCACGCUCACCGCGGCGGGCGACCUCGUCGGGGCUGCGCCUGCGCCCACCACAAGUGCCCGAGAGUCCCGGCAGAUGCACAAGCUUUGGGUCGCGAUUUACCUGAACGCCACGGCGUGCUCCGCGGCCGCAUCGAUCCCACAGUCUUUUCUGGUGGCAUUUGAAAAGGACUUGCGUGAGCGCCUCCUCCGCCACAUGCCGUUGCUGCGUGGUGCCGCCUCCGCAAACCACUCUUCCACUGGCUCCGUGUCUUGCGCUGCUCCCUGUUUCCCUUCCCGGGGUGCGGCGGCGGUGGAUGCCCCCCGGGGACGUGGGGCCGCCUGCUCCCACUAUCCCCCUGCACUUUUUUUGCAAGUGGGAGGUUGA
This is a messenger RNA of Trypanosoma conorhini, 408 nucleotides long. RefSeq lists its product as uncharacterized. The coding region runs from base 1 to 408 and encodes 135 amino acids. The record is from RefSeq and is a predicted model, not a curated record. The transcript has a single exon. NCBI's taxonomy places the organism in Eukaryota, Euglenozoa, Kinetoplastea, Trypanosomatida, Trypanosomatidae.